AUGCGCAGCUGCGCUAUUCGGCUUCGCGCAUUGGUUAACAUUUACGGCGGAGAUUUGUUUACAGUAUCCGAAGCCAGCGCCGAUGUAUUCCGUGAUCCUGACACCGGGUUCUCGUUUUCUCAGAAGGACGUUGCUAUCACGACGAACAAUAACUUCAUCACAUUCCGUAUCGCGAUCCCAAGCCCAGCGCCUGCAGGCCAACCGUACGAUGCCGUGAUCCAGAUCGUCGCUCCUGUCGCUGCUGGUUGGGUCGGCGCCGCCUGGGGUGGCUCCAUGACGAACAACCCCUUACUUAUCGGCUGGGCUAACGGUGCAAGCGGCGUGGUGUCUAUGCGCCGAGCAACCUCCCACACCGCCCCAACGGCAUACACAGGCGCCUCAGUGCAACUCCUCAAAAAGGGCACCAAGAGCAACGGCACGCACUGGCAAGUCACAGCCAAAUGCACGGGCUGCACACAAUUCACCACCACGGGCACCACCACCAAGACGCUCAACCCAGCCGGCAGCAACCGCCUAGCCUUCGCGUACUCCAAGACCAAGCCCAGCCAGCCCGGGUCCGACACCUCGACCAUCAACGUGCACGACCUGUUCAACUACUGGGACCACGACUUCGCGUCCGCCGGCAACCCCGAGUUCCAGGACCUGGUCGACAGGAACUUGUGA
Molecule: messenger RNA, 663 nt
Organism: Daldinia childiae
Lineage: Eukaryota; Fungi; Ascomycota; Sordariomycetes; Xylariales; Hypoxylaceae
Product: Cellobiose dehydrogenase
Exons: 3
Coding region: 1-663 (220 amino acids)
Source: RefSeq, a predicted model, not a curated record